CCCCCGCCUGUCGACGACAACAGCCCCAGAGUGUGGUAGUAAUCUGCCUGCUGUACACAGGAAGAAAACAUGGUUGGCUGCCGGAAGAAGCUUCCUGAAAAGGCUUGGUACGCAAUCUUAUUCUGUGGUGAUGACGAAUCCACCCACACAAUAACCUGCUGUCCUGCAAUGGCAGAGGCUCAUCAGGCUGUGGCGUUCCAGUUCACGAUAACACCGGAAGGCAUCGACCUGCGUCUUUCCUAUCAGGCCCUCAACCAGAUCUACCUGUCAGGAGUGCGAUCAUGGAAAAAGCGUGUCAGCCGCUUAAAGAACCGGAUGAUCAAGGGAGUGUAUCCAGCCAGCCUUUCAUCCUGGCUCUUCGUCGCCAUCGCCAUCCUGGCCACAAUGUAUAUGCGCUCUGAUCCCAGCAUGGGGCUCAUUGCCAAAAUACAGCAACACCUUCCCCUCAGCCUGCACGUGUCUCUCAGCGCUCAAGGUCAGACCAUGCUGUCUGCGCUGGUCUUUAGCACGCUGCUGUGGCUCUCCCUCAUCCUGGCUCUCAGGUUCUGCCUCAAGCUGCUUCUCUCCUACCACCAAUGGAUAUUUGAGCAGCACGGCCGAGCUUCCAACACCACUAAAAUCUGGGGGACUCUACUGGGGCUCUUAUCAAGCAGGAAGCCUCUACUGUACAGCUACCAAACGUCUCUACCUCAUCUGCCUGUCCCUGCCAUUAAGGACACCCUGAGCAGGCACUUGGAGUCCGUGCGCCCUCUCUUGGCUGAUGCCGAUUUUAAGCGGAUGACAAAGUUAGCCUCCGAGUUUGAGCGCAGCCUGGGAAACCGCCUCCAGCGCUACUUGAAACUUAAAGCUCUAUGGGCUACUAACUAUGUGAGUGACUGGUGGGAGGAAUACAUUUACCUGCGUAGCCGAGGCCCCCUAAUGGUCAACAGUAACUACUAUGGCAUGGACUUCCUGUAUGUGACCCCGACUGCUGUGCAAGCUGCCAGGGCAGGCAACACAAUCAGUGCUAUGCUGCUGUACCGCAGGAAGGUCAACAGGGAGGAGCUCAAACCGAGCCGUGUUCCUGGUACAUUCAUCCCUCUGUGUGCUGCCCAAUAUGAGAGGAUGUUCAACACAACACGCACUCCAGGAAUUGAGACAGAUGUUCUCCAGCACUGGCUGGACAGUGAGUGUGUUGCUGUGUACCACAAGGGACGCUAUUUCCGCUUGUGGGUGUACCGGGCCGGCCGCCUGCUCUCUCCUAGGGAGAUCGAGUUCCAGAUUCAGAAGAUCCUGGAUGACCCCUCACCCCCACAAACUGGGGAGGAAUAUCUAGGAGCUCUCACAGCCGGGGACAGGAUUCCUUGGUCUCAGAUAAGGAAGCAAUACUUCAGCACCGGCGUCAACAAGCGGUCGUUGGAUGCCAUCGAGAAGGCCGCCUUCUUUGUAAGUCUGGAUGAUGAAGAGCAGGGCAUGAGGGGAACUGACCCAGAAGGAAACCUGGAUCGCUACGCCAAGUCGCUGCUCCAUGGCAAAUGUUACGACAGAUGGUACGAUAAAUCACUUUCUGUUGUGAUCUACAAGAAUGGGAAGAACGGACUUAACGCUGAGCACUCCUGGGCUGAUGCACCAACUGUUGCUCAUCUUUGGGAGUACACAUUAGCUACAGAUGUGUUCCAUCUGGGAUACACAGAGGAUGGACAUUGUAAGGGUGAAGUGGACCGCUCACUACCCCAACCACAGAGGCUCGUCUGGGACAUCUCGCCGGAGGUUCAGGCCCAAGUGUGCAACUCCCUUGCUGUUGCCCAGGCACUGGCCAAUGAUGUUGACUGCCACAUCUUCCCCUUCAAAGACUUUGGAAAAGGCCACAUAAAGAAGCUUCGGGUCAGCCCUGAUGCAUUCAUUCAAAUCGCCUUACAGCUGGCCUACUACAGGGACCGGGGAGGUUUCUGUCUGACUUACGAAGCAUCAAUGACCCGUCUUUUCAGGGAAGGACGCACAGAGACUGUGCGAUCCUGCUCCAAAGAGAGCAGUGCCUUUGUCAGAGCUUUGGAAAGUUCAGAGACAGCAGAACACUGUUGCCGCCUUUUCAGACUGGCUUCAGAGAGGCACCAGAAUCUUUAUCGCCUGGCAAUGACUGGAGCAGGAAUUGACCGACACCUCUUCUGCCUUUAUGUCGUCUCUAAAUAUUUGGGAGUGGAGUCACCCUUCCUCAAAGAGGUUUUGUCAGAGCCUUGGCGCCUCUCCACCAGUCAGACACCAGUUCAGCAGUUGGAGUUGUUUGACCUGAAGAAUAACCCUGAAUUCGUAUCGCUUGGCGGAGGCUUCGGACCUGUUGCUGAUGAUGGUUACGGCGUUUCUUAUAUCAUCGUGGGCGAGGACAUGAUCAACUUCCACGUGUCGUCCAAGUACUCCUGUAGUGAGACUGAUUCCCACAGGUUUGGCGCUCAGAUAAAGAAAGCCUUCCAAGACCUCAUGACUCUCCUCUCUGCUGACACCAAAACCCCUCCGUCGUCCAAAGCCGAGCCUCUGUCCAAGAAAGCCCUUUGAAGGUUGGGUGGAUAUUCUCCAUGGCGUUGUUUACGUUCCCUUUUCUUCACAAGUUAAUGAAGCUACAUUUUGGCAAUCGUUUCCCUGUGCUGUUUUAGCGCAGGAAAACUAACUUUGUUUUAACACAGCAUUAGGUUCACCUGCACAAGCUAACUGGUUAGCUCCAUAAGACGGGCCAAAAAUGACCAACAGCUCUCGGGUAGGGAUAUAACGUUAAACGCUAUAGUGAUAAACCGCGGUACAACUCUCCACGGUGAGUAUUACCGUUUUUAAAUGAAAAUCAUCGUAAAAUCGUGAUUGAUAACACUGAUGAAAUGACGGACCGGUGAUACUGCUAACAGGAAAAACAAUUAGGAAAAUACAUACCCCAAUCUAAACUUGUACAAACACAUUGUUGUCUCGGCAACUAAACUAUUCAAUGGUGUCCACUGAACGCACAGACUGUUAUCGAUCUAUAAGCGAAGGAAUAAUUAAAAACAGGAAGUGAACUCGCGCAUACUUGCCAACCUUGAGACCUCCAAAUU
Entelurus aequoreus (snake pipefish) is the source of this 3053-nucleotide messenger RNA. RefSeq names its product carnitine palmitoyltransferase 1A2b (gene cpt1a2b). Bases 70 to 2529 code for a protein of 819 amino acids. The record is from RefSeq and is a predicted model, not a curated record. The transcript has 21 exons. Lineage: Eukaryota; Metazoa; Chordata; Actinopteri; Syngnathiformes; Syngnathidae. Gene Ontology annotation, biological process: carnitine metabolic process; fatty acid metabolic process. Gene Ontology annotation, molecular function: carnitine O-palmitoyltransferase activity. Gene Ontology annotation, cellular component: mitochondrion.